AAUCGUUCGUCACAUCGCGCGCAGCGUUGGCAGUACACGAAGAGCCUGGAGCGCAUCCGUUAUUAUUAUUCGCACUCGCUGUGCUUUAGUGUUCCGACGCGCUCCAAGACUCUCCUCGCCCGACGCUAGCCUCUACGCUGGCAAAAGUGGAAACCUUUGCCAACUGGACACUGCAGCGCUGCCAAGUGCCUACUUCGCAUCGUCAUCAAACAACACCCUCAACUUUGUGGACGUGUUGUCCAAGAAAGAUCCAAGGAUGUGCUUGUUUUCAUCGGCAAUACGGCGAAAGCGGCUGCGGCCGUAGGCUGCGGCCGCUGCGCCGCGUCUGCAGCGGAAUGGUCGAGCUGGCGCUUUCUAAAUAGCGCGUGCAGUGCUUCUAGAAGACUGAUGACGUUCCAGGUUUCCUCUCGCGCAGGACGCAGGUGCCCACGGUACUGAGCUGUUCCUGUAGUGAUAGUAAAGUCAUGUCAGACUCGAAAGAGGGAGAAGCCAUGGAGCCGGCAUCGAGCGUGAACCCGGACAAGCUGUCGCACGCCCUGGCCGAUGCCCUGACGAGAAUAUUUGGACACAAAGCUUAUCGCAGCGGCCUGCAGAAGAAGGCGAUCGAAGCGGUGGCGCAGUGCGGCCAAGACGUUUUCGUGUCCAUGCCGACCGGAGCUGGCAAGUCGCUGUGCUUCCAACUACCUGCCGUGGUGACUCCGAAGGACAGCGUUACCGUGGUGGUGUCACCGCUCAUCGCGCUCAUGACGGAUCAGCUGCAGAAACUCAAGAGCCUGAAGGUCCGCGCCGAGACCAUCAACUCGACCAUGAGCUCUCUGGAACGGCAGCGCGUUAGGCGAGACUUGACCAGCAUGAGCCCGGAGACCCGGCUUCUGUACGUGACACCAGAGCAAGUGGCCAGCGAAAAGUUCCAGGCUGUCCUCAGCGCUCUUUACAAGAUCGGCAAGCUGGCGCGCUUUGUAGUGGACGAGGCGCACUGCGUGUCCGAGUGGGGUCACGAUUUCAGGCCGGAUUACCUCAAACUCGGCAAAGUUCGCGACAUGUUUCCCGACGUUCCCAUGGUCGCCCUCACUGCCACAGCCUCUGCCAAGGUAUUCGACGAUAUUCUGGUACAGCUGAGGCUCAGGCAACCCGUGGCCAUAUUCAAGACGUCUAGCUUCCGAGCUAACCUUUACUACGAUGUCGAGUUCAAGGAGGCGCUUGACGAGCCCUUCGACAACUUGAAAAACUUUUCGAUCCGUGCCCUCGGCGAAGGUUGGGAAGAAGAAGACCCAAAGAAGAGGGGAAGCGGCAUAGUGUACUGCAGGACUCGGGACGCCUGUGAGGAAGUCAGCAUGAAGCUCACGUCCCUUGGCAUUCUCACAAAACCGUAUCACGGAGGUAUGAAGGCUGCAGAGCGAAAAGAGAACCAGGACGGAUGGACCAAAGGGCAAGUGCCCAUAAUUGCUGCUACAGUAAGCUUUGGAAUGGGUGUUGACCGUGCCAUGGUAAGGUUUGUAGCGCACUGGUCAGUUCCGCAGUCUAUUCCGGCUUACUAUCAGGAAUCUGGCAGGGCUGGUCGCGAUGGAAGGCCGUCUUACUGCCGAAUUUAUUACUCCAGGAAAGACAGGAAAUCCAUUACCUACCUGCUGAAAAGAGACGAACAGGGGGCGAAGACAAAAAGGGCAAAGAUUGUUGCAGAGAUGGCCACCAAAGCAUUUGAGAAGAUGGCCAGCUACUGCGAAGGGAUGACGUGUCGCCACACAGUGCUUUGCAGGGAAUUUGGAGACGAUCUGAAAGGCUGUGGAAAAAACUGUGAUGCUUGUACAAAGCCAAAACAGCUAGAAGGUAGGCUUUCAUCAUUCCAGGCUACCCUGCUCACUGGAACAAUUAGGAAGGAAAGCAGCAAUGGUUUUGAUAACGAACUUUAUGGGGGUGGGAGGCACGGCCAGAAAAUGGACACAGAGUGUUACGAUGUGGACAGUGGGAGUGAUGGUGAAAGCAGUGGCAAAGCAGCCGCUGCUCUUUCACAAGUCAUUCAGGAUGAAUUUGAGAAACGUCGUGGAUCGAAGUCUGAGCAGCCAAAGAAGAGAACUAUUCCCAAGAACUGCUCUGUUCUAGAGCCCAAAUGCUCUGCCAUCAAAGAAGUUUCUGUCGAGAUGCGGCAAGAUUACCUAACAAAGUUGAAAGGGGAGAUGGAGAUGAAUUUCGCUGCAUACGAAACCUUCAACGAUGAGCCGCAGCUGACCCCUCGAGAGAUCAGAAACUGCGCCGCCGAGCAUGAACUUCACGUGUUCAAAACGAAGAAAAACGUGCACCUGUACAGAAAGGAGCUGGUAGAUUUGUUUGUAGCGCUAAGGGAAGCUACCCGAGCGGUCAAGCUUCACGACCUUCUUUUGAAGUGUCGUGAACCUAAGGAUGAAACCAAAGAGAAGGCAAAGCCACCCGAGAGGUUGCACACCUUAUUGGAUUUCUUUUCGUCCGCCGAGAAUGAUGAGCGCUCGCCACCCGAGCCGAGCAAGAAAGACAGCGGUACCAACAAGUCGGUGCGGCACAUUGAGAAGGCUGCCGCUGACGACUUGAAAUCGGUGGACAUGGAAUGUUCAGAUGAUUCCUUGCUGAGUGAAAGCAGUGGUUUCCAUGCUUCAAAGCUGGCCAAGCAGGCACAAAAAAGUUCACCGAUCAGUAAAGGAUCCAGCGGUGCUGCUUCACGAACACCGAGCAAGAAAAACAGCAGUACCAACAAGUCGGUGCGGGACAUUGAGAAGGCUGCCGCUGACGACUUGAAAUCGGUGGACAUAGAAUGUUCAGAAGAUUCCUUGCUGAGUGAAAGCAGUGGUUUCCAUGCUUCAAAGCUGGCCAAUCAGGCACAAAAAAGUUCACCGAUCAGCAAAGGAUCCAGCGGUGCUGCUUCACGAACGCCAACUCCUCCAAACGUUAGUUCUAGCCCAAAGCAAGAGGAUGAGGAGACAUCAGCUUCGAAGAUCCGGUAUUUCUUCGAACGCUCCCCUACGAAAAAGAAGAGGAAAUUAGACUUUGGCAAGGUAGAGGGUUCUCCUCGUCACAAGAAGACAGAGACGGACCCCGCGCAGGAGAAUUCGGAAUCGCACGAUACGUCUGGGAACUCCGAAGUUGCAAGGGAGUCAUCAAAGCAUCAUAGUAAGAAACACGGCGAAAGGGGCGACGGAGCGAGCUUGGAAAAGUCAAAAGAGUCUAGUCCGAAAAAGCAAAACAUCAAAGAAGAACUGAACCAAGCCGCACGAAACAUCAACAGGUGCCUCUACCCAAAGUACAAAGACAACAGGCUCUCGAAGGAUCUGUUCAAGAAGAUAUGCAAGCUGCUGUCGCACAAGUUGGUUGCUGAACAGACUCUGAGCAAGAGGGCCGCUGCAAAGGCAGUUGACAAGCUGUUUGAAGGCAAGGAUGUUGUGACUGAAAGCGAUUUGGACGAGCUGUGCCUCUAAGGACCGCUCUGCACGGUGCAGCUUGUGCUCCAGUCUGGCUCUCUGCUCAAGCCAGUGAGAGCACAAAUUUAAUGGUUGUUGC
This is a messenger RNA of Rhipicephalus sanguineus (brown dog tick), 3525 nucleotides long. Its product is annotated as ATP-dependent DNA helicase Q5. Gene Ontology annotation, cellular component: chromosome; cytoplasm. Gene Ontology annotation, biological process: double-strand break repair via homologous recombination. Bases 465 to 3443 code for a protein of 992 amino acids. Lineage: Eukaryota; Metazoa; Arthropoda; Arachnida; Ixodida; Ixodidae. Gene Ontology annotation, molecular function: 3'-5' DNA helicase activity; four-way junction helicase activity; ATP binding. The transcript has a single exon. The record is from RefSeq and is a predicted model, not a curated record.